UGUAGCUUCCGGUUCCGGGGAGGAGCCAAGUUUACUUGGACGAGUAGUUAGGGUCUUGUUGAUCUAGCCGGGAUGGCUGUGGCCCAUCUUCUCUUGUUCGGGGGUUUGUGGAGUGUUGUGGAAACGUCCGGUCUGGCUGUCGUUACUUGCGGCUCUGUGGUGAAGUUACUCAAUACGCGCCACAACGUGAGGCUGCACUCACACGACGUGCGCUAUGGGUCAGGCAGUGGACAGCAAUCAGUGACAGGUGUGACCUCUGUAGAUGACAGCAACAGUUAUUGGAGGAUUCGGGGGAAGACUGACACAGUUUGUGAGAGGGGAACCCCUAUCAGAUGUGGCCAACCCAUUCGUUUGACACAUGUCAACACUGGCCGAAACCUCCACAGUCACCACUUCACCUCACCUCUUUCUGGAAAUCAGGAAGUGAGUGCUUUUGGUGAGGAAGGUGAAGGUGAUUAUCUGGAUGACUGGACAGUGCUCUGUAAUGGGCCUUACUGGGUGAGGGAUGGUGAGGUGAGGUUCAAGCAUUCUUCCACCGAGGUUUUGCUGUCUGUCACAGGAGAACAGUAUGGUCGACCCAUCAGUGGACAAAAAGAGGUACAUGGCAUGGCCCAGCCAAGCCAGAACAACUACUGGAAAGCCAUGGAAGGCAUCUUUAUGAAGCCUAGUGAGUUGUUGAAGGCAGAAGCCCACCACUCAGAGCUAUGAGUCUGGAGGUUGUCAGCCACUGUCACCACACAGUGUUCAUAGAUGUAUGCUGCUGAUUUCACCCUGGGAUUCCUGCCACAGCAUCUCAGGACAGUGGACAUGUCACCAUUGAGUUGAAGAUGCAUGAGAGGAAACAGUGGCUGUGUAUUUGGAAGUUUCAGCUCCACACCUGAAUGCUUUUUUCUAAAGGUGGAUAAUUUUUUUCUGAAUAUGGGACUCGCUGGUAAAGGAGCAGAUGCUUUUUAUUCGCACUGAUUAAACAAAAAUGAGGAGACAUCCCUCCUAAAACUGGGAAUUUUUUUACUCCUCAGAAGUUUGGUGUCAUGGAUUAUUCAUGUGUGUAACUCCCUUUUUCCAAAAUGAUAAAGAAUCCAAUUGUUA
Messenger RNA from Sorex araneus (European shrew), 1089 nucleotides. It is a transcript of the gene SDF2, whose product is annotated as stromal cell derived factor 2. The record is from RefSeq and is a predicted model, not a curated record. The coding region runs from base 73 to 708 and encodes 211 amino acids. The transcript is spliced from 3 exons. NCBI's taxonomy places the organism in Eukaryota, Metazoa, Chordata, Mammalia, Eulipotyphla, Soricidae.